Molecule: messenger RNA, 2469 nt
Organism: Penicillium angulare
Lineage: Eukaryota; Fungi; Ascomycota; Eurotiomycetes; Eurotiales; Aspergillaceae
Product: C2H2-type zinc finger protein
Exons: 6
Coding region: 1-2469 (822 amino acids)
Biological process (GO): DNA-templated transcription; regulation of transcription by RNA polymerase II
Cellular component (GO): chromatin
Molecular function (GO): DNA-binding transcription factor activity, RNA polymerase II-specific; zinc ion binding; RNA polymerase II cis-regulatory region sequence-specific DNA binding
Source: RefSeq, a predicted model, not a curated record
AUGCCAUCCACAUCACCGUCACCCCAGAUUAAGGGCCGCGGUGCUAAAGCAAGGAUUUGUCCCCAUUGCGGCCGCGGCUUCCGGCGAACAGAACAUUUGGAGCGCCAUGUGAGAACCCAUACUAAGGAAAAACCGUUCAUCUGUUUCUGUGGGUCUGCCUUUACUAGGCGCGAUCUUUUGAAGCGGCAUAAUCGCAUCGCUCACCAAGAUGGCCUCUCGUCGCCCGAUUCCCAACCAGCCGCGCCCGUCGUUAAGCCCGUCCGCCAAGCACCCCGCAGCACGGCUCCUGCAGCCAUCGCGCCGCAAUAUGAUGCAUCUACCCAACCAGUAGGAUCGGUCCCAGGUCCUUCCACGAUGCAUCCAUGGCCUGUACCCCAACCUGACAAUACUUCCUAUUUAUCACAAACCCAGGCAACUGGUUUGCUGCCGCCCGGCCCUCCUAAUCCUCACCCGGCGACAGAUGGCCAUCCAGCAAUGCAUGACCCGGCAAUGAUUCAAGCUGCUCAGUUACUUAUUCCCGGCAACUAUCAAGAUUUGCAUGCUCCCCUGCCUUAUUUACCAGAAGAUCUUAAUCACUUCCAAGAAUUCACUCAUUUUCUUGAUUCCAUCGGUCUUCCAGCUGAAUGGCUUCCUAGCGAAGGCGAAGCUGCGCAAAUUCAAGAUAUCGGCCUCGAAGACACCCAAAAACCCACUUCGUACCCACCGCAAGAACAAUCGAGACCACAGAAGAGCCAUCGAGAAGACUCGCGUGGCGAUUCUCCUUUCCGAUCGUGGUUACCGUCAGUGCCUAAGGGCGAUCAAAGCUUGACAUCUAUUUCGGAUACUGAACCUUCACAUGUCACUAAUGCUUGUAGGUUCAACGUUUCGGAGGAUCAACGAUUCCGCUUAGCUGCUUCUCUCGAAGAUUUCCGCAAUGUAAUACCCGAUUUCACUCUGCCAUCCCGCCAUACAUUGACCCGGUAUCUCACAUCCUACUUUGAGGGAUUUCACCCCCAUAUACCUUUCAUACACGUUCCAACGUUCCGCUUCAAUGAAUGCUCCCCAGAACUAGUAUUGGCCAUAAUGACAAUCGGGGCCCAGUAUCGGUUUGAGCAUCGCAACGCCGAAAAGAUCUUUCACGUUUCCAAAGCGGUCCUGUAUGAACGGAAGUUGAGAGAGGACCGCAUGGCAGCGCAGGGUUAUCCUACUCCCAUGGGAGGCUCUUCAUACCCAGAUGGGAGAGAUGGCCAGCCCAGAAGUGCAUUUGCGGCAAGUGUGUUUCGGCAAAUGGAAGUGAUUCGCUGUCUUCUGGUGUUAAUGAGCUAUGCGACUUGGGAACGAGCUGGUCUUGUUCAAGAAGCAUUUCAGCUCCAAUCGCAGCUGGUUCAAGUACUUCGCGAUGCGGGCUUGUCGGAGCCACAAUCCGAUCCGCACGCUCCGUCAACAGAUUGGUAUGAAUGGGCUGAUCAAGAGUCAGUGCGCCGCACGAAGCUUAUAUCAUUUUGCUUCAUACAUAUACAUAGCAUCGCAUACAAUGUCUAUCCAUCUCUUCGGAGCAGUGAAAUUCAUAUGCGACUCCCUUGUUCGACGAAAGAAUGGACAGCUAAAAGUGCCACGGAAUGGGAAGCGGCUCAACAAGAACGGGGGCCUCAGCAACUAUUUUUCCAAGAUGCCCUUACACUUCUGCUUCAGAAGUCGAGGUCAGCAGUACCGAUAAUUCCUAUCCCAUCACCACUGGGAAACUAUAUGCUUCUUCAUGGUCUCCUUCAGCGGAUCCAUAUUGUGAGCGAGUUAUCAUUGCCGAAUGGAAACCAUUCAACCUCUCUCCCCACUGAGGAGCUCAACAAGAUCGAACGCGCUCUUCGCUCCUGGACAUCUGUUUGGCAACAAGCUCCCGAAUCAAGUCUUGAUCCACACAACGCCAACGGACCCAUCCCAUUUACAUCUAGUGCGUUAUUGGGUCUGGCAUACGUGCGUCUGUCUUUAAAUCUUGGCCCGUACCGCCGGCUUGAAACACGAGACCCAUUGACAAUCGCAUCUGCUCUAUGCCGAUCCCCUAAUCCAGAGCGAAGUUAUCGUCUUAUUCCUGCAUUAAUUUACGCAGCUCAUGCCUUGAGUAUUCCAGUUCGUCUGGGUAUCGAUCACAUUGCGCGAAGCCAGGCCUUCUUUUGGAGUGUGCGCCACUCACUUGCUAGUCUAGAAUGCGCCGUUCUCCUGAGCAAAUGGCUUUUCACUCUUGCUGAAGCCGCCCCUGACCAGGCGCUUAGUGAGAACGAAAGUCGUAUACUUCGAUGGACUCAAUGUAUUGUGGAGGAAGCGUAUUCUUCUAUCGACCUGGAAGAUGCACCCGAUGCCUCGCCUAACCUGGAUCCUGCGUCCUUGGGAUUGGCAGUUCUUAGGCUGUGGUCGAGACUAUUCAAGGGCAAUACCCAGUGGCCUUUCAUCAAUGCGCUUGGUGAGAGCUUGGAAAAGUAUAUGACGAUGAUCUGA